Messenger RNA from Labrus bergylta (ballan wrasse), 1253 nucleotides. RefSeq names its product mitochondrial ribosomal protein S35 (gene mrps35). Gene Ontology annotation, biological process: mitochondrial translation. Gene Ontology annotation, cellular component: mitochondrial small ribosomal subunit. Gene Ontology annotation, molecular function: structural constituent of ribosome. The record is from RefSeq and is a predicted model, not a curated record. NCBI's taxonomy places the organism in Eukaryota, Metazoa, Chordata, Actinopteri, Labriformes, Labridae.
UUUCCGUAGACUUCGAGAAAACAUGGCUUCACACACAAGCAAGGCAUUUCUGUCUCUAGGUCGACUUAAUAUUGCUGGUCUUGGACUAAAUAACUCAGCGAGCAGGGUCACAUAUGCAGCGGCAUUGUCUACAAAUUCGCCUAAAGGGGAUAAAGGUUUUCCUCAGAGAAAUGGAAGAGGACCCGUGAGAAAGCCUAGAAGAGAGCCAGGGGAGCCUAGGACAGAAAAGAUGCCGCUGGAUCAGGACUGGACUGCAGUCUAUCCAGCAGCUGCACCCUUCAGGCCGAGCUCCGUCCCGCUGCCUGUGAGGAUGGGCUACCCUGUGAAGGGAGGCGUCCCACCAGAGAAGAAGGGCAACUUGGAGCUGAUCAAGAUCCCAAACUUUCUGCAUUUGACGCCGGCAGCCAUCAAGAAACACUGUGAAGCCCUGAAACCCUUCUGCACAGAGUGGCCCUCUGCCCUGGACUCCGAUGCCAAAUGUGACGAGCUCUUCCCCAUCAAAGUAGAAAGCACGGACUUCGUGUCAGCCGGCCAGUCUGUUAGAAACCCUUCAGCUCGCAUUGUUCAUCUCAAAGUCAAGUUGUCCAGUUUUAACCUGGACAAACAUGCACAGAGAAAAAUGCUCAAACUUGUCGGGGAGAGAUACAACAAAGACACGGAUACCCUCACCAUCAGAGCUGACAGCUGCCCACUGAGACAGCAGAACCAGGACUACGCCAUGUACCUGCUGACUGUGCUUUACCACGAGUCCUGGAAAACGGAGGCGUGGGAGGAUGAGAAGACGGUGGCAGACAUGGAGGAGUACAGCUGGGAGGACAGUCCGUCUCAAAAGAAUAUGCUGAAUGUUCUGGUACGCAUGAAAGUGGCCGUGGAAGGCGAAGGCGAGGUGCGAGAGCAGCUGCUGGGGAUAAAAGAGGUGCAGGAGUAUAAGGACUCUGUCACGAGGUUGAAGAAUGAGGGAGAGAGUGAGAGCACCAUGCUGCAGUACAAAGAGGCUGUGAAGAAAGUACUCGACCUGUAAUACAACUUCAUUUACAUGCUGAUAUCUCAAACAGUUUUCAAUAUUUGUACAUUAUUCUGGACUCCAGUUACACAAUCAAGAGUCAAAAAAAUCUGUUCCAACAUAAACCCAGAUAUUCCAACUUUAAGGGUCUCAACUGAUGUAUUUAUUUUCCAAAACAAUGUCCUGCCAUGUCAACUGUAUGAUGCUGUCUUCCACACACAAAUAAAAGUCGAAUGAAUCCUGUUGCUAA